AUGAGAAAUCCAACGUUGGCUUCUGUUAGCGGAAGCGCUGGACCAUCGGAGAGGUCGCCUCUACUCGGCAAUGAUGACUCCUCCAAGCAUCCGCACACUGCGCAGUCGGUUCUCAAUGGACAGGAUGAAGAAGCUGUAGGCCAAAAUGAGUCUGGCUCUGCUCGUGAAGCCCAAUUCAGCGGUCUACCUGACGCGCAGAUGAAAUUGAAAUACAUCGUGCCAGCGGUGUCGAUUGGGAUAUUCCUUGGAGCAGCAGACCAGACAAUCAUCGUAUCCAGCUACGGAAAGAUUGGAAGUGACCUGCAAGCUCUGAAUUUGACGAGCUGGAUUGCGACCUCAUACUUCCUGACCCUCACCUCCUUCCAGCCGCUCUAUGGCCGUCUCAGUGACAUAUUCGGCCGCAAGUCAUGCCUGCUUUUUGCAUAUGCUGUGUUCGGAAUUGGGUGCAUCUGCUGUGGCCUCGCCAGGAAUAUUGAGGAGCUGAUUGCUGCGAGAGUGUUCCAAGGCAUUGGAGGUGGGGGCAUGACAACUGUCGUAAGCAUUCUUAUGAGCGAUAUCGUCCCUCUGCGUGAUCGCGGGGUCUGGCAGGGCAUCAUUAAUAUCAUAUGGGCAACCGGGAGUGCAGUUGGGGCACCUACAGGCGGUAUUUUGGCAGACUAUAUUGGCUGGCGAUGGGCUUUCCUCCUCCAGGGUCCAAUAUGUCUGCUAGCCUUCAUAUCCGUGGCGUUUAUACUACAUCUGCCCGUACAGGAAGAGGCUCACUGGCUGCAGAAACUCCGCCGAAUAGAUUUUCUAGGGGCAUUAAUCCUUGUCGGAGCAGUAUUUGCAUUCCUCAUCGGAGCAGACAGGGGUAGCAAUGUCUCUUGGUCUAUCCCUAUAACUAUCGUAUCCAUGUGCCUGGCAGCCGUUCUCUUUAUUAUUUUCCUCUGUGUUGAAGUCUGGGUAGCCUAUGAACCUUUCGCCCCGAGUCAUAUAAUCUUUGAAAGGGGCCUAUUCGCUUGCUAUGCAUGCAACUUUUUUAGUUUCGCCGGAUUUAUGGGGGUUCUUUUUUACUUCCCCCUAUAUUUCCAGGCCACAGAGGGCGUUUCUGCCACCGGGGCUGGCAUCAGACUCUUACCGUCUAUUUUGGCUGGUGUCUCUGGCUCCUUGUUUGGUGGUGUCGUAAUGAAAAUGACAGGCAAAUAUUUUUGGAUCACAAUCAUGGGCUACUGUCUUCUAACUAUAGGAGUAACUGUCACAUUCCUUUGGUCUGGAGUUGUUGCUCGAAGCACCGCCGGGAUUAUCGCUGGAAUGUGCGUCGCAUCAUUCGGAAAUGGAAUCAGCAUAACCACUACGUUAAUUUCCUUGAUUGCAUGUGCUACCCCUCAGGACCAGGCAGUGGCAACAGCAUGUUCUUAUCUGUUCCGAUCAUUGGGUUCAGUAAUGGGACUUGCACUCUCGUCCACGGUUGUCCAACAAUCUCUCCGAACUUGUCUACGCUCUGUUCUUGGAAACAAUAUGGAUAUCGAUAAGAUCGUCAACGGCGUACGCCAGAGUCUGGACUUUAUCAACACUCUCGAUCCACGGAUACAGCGAAUAGUGCGAGAUUGCUAUGGGAAUGCUGUCAACUGUUCAUUUGGCCUUUCAAUUAUUGUCGUCAUUUUCACGAUAAUCAGUGCCUUUCUCAUCCGUGAAAACGCUCUCAGCCGUUGA
Messenger RNA from Paracoccidioides brasiliensis Pb18, 1692 nucleotides. RefSeq lists its product as uncharacterized. The record is from RefSeq and is a predicted model, not a curated record. The coding region runs from base 1 to 1692 and encodes 563 amino acids. Gene Ontology annotation, cellular component: fungal-type vacuole membrane. Gene Ontology annotation, molecular function: basic amino acid transmembrane transporter activity. The transcript is spliced from 6 exons. Gene Ontology annotation, biological process: basic amino acid transport; transmembrane transport.